UAUCUCUCUCACACACACACACACAGCACACAGCCCACACUGUGGGCAGAAGGGGUGGUGGUGGCUGCAUGCGCGUAAUGAGUGAUGAAACUCUUGUCUCUCUCUUUUCUCUGUAUUCUUAAUUUUUAGGCGGUUCCCUUUUGGAUUCUCUUUCUUUCUAUUCAAACUUCCAUACAUCAUCAUCAUAUUCAUGCAUCUGCCUCUCUUCUACUAGUUUUUUAAUUUAUAUAUUUUUCACACACACAAGUGUUGUGUGUGCAGAACAGAGGUGCUUUUACACCUGUUUCUCACAGUUGCAGUUUCAGAGAAUUCAGAGUGAUUCUGUUUGAAUUGACCUGUUUCUGGUCUUUUUUUCUCUUUGCUUUCUCUUUCUUGGAGUACUCGGAAAUGUAAAAUUUAUUAAUUGCCAAUGCAUUCCCAACUACUCCCUGCAGCUAUUGCACCACCACCUGCAGGCGAUGAAGAUGACUCUGGUGAUGGUUUAGUAAUAGCCGAAAAAAGAGAGGAAGAUUAUCCAGAAAAGAUCAAUCUUGAUCUUGGGAUUGGAAGCUGUGGAUGUGCAAACGAAGGAGGGUUGAAGAGGAAUAAGAGAAUUAAACAAGAAAAGAAAGAGUCACUUUUCACUGCACUGCAGUUUCAUGAGUUCCACAGCCAAAUUCUUAUUUACAAUUCCAUAGCCUCUGGUUUGCCUGUACCCUUUCACCUUUUUCUUCCCGUUUGGACGAGUGUUUUCAACUCCUUGGGCCCUGCUAUCUACAAGAAAUACCCCAGUUUCAUAGGUAUCAGUCCUGAGAACUCUGGUCAUAGCUGUAGUAUGAUGGAUCCUGAACCAGGAAGGUGUAGAAGAACUGAUGGGAGAAAAUGGAGGUGCAGCAAAAACGUAGUUCCACUCCAGAAAUACUGUGAGCGGCACAUGCACAGAGGACGGCAAGGUUCAAGAAAGCAUGUGGAAACUAUUGAAAAUGUCCCGAGAACUGAUAAUAAGGCCUCUGAUGUUAAUAGGAUGCCUGUAGUUUCUUUGGUUACGUCUGAUAUAGAUAAUGGAAUUGCUAAUUCCAUCCAGAGCGAUCUUCAUCCCAGACAACUGUGUUCAAAUUAUAGCAUCGGCGUUCCAGAAACUGUUAGGAGCGAUGAGAAUUGUGAUGCUUUAUUGGCCAUCAAAACUACCAGUGCUGUCGGUUCUCUUGGCAAUGAAGUUAACAAGAAUAUCAAUGUUGACGAUGCCACCACAAGCACCUCAAUGAGUUCCAAUUACAACGCCAACGCAAAGGGAGGUCAUCACACUGAGAGGAAGGAGUCUAGUUUUAAGAAUCCAAAUCCUGGGAAGAUCAGUAGCAAGAAACACAUUGUCGACAGAGAAAACUAUUUGGGCUUUAUUUCCCCCAGAUUUGGUUUGUCUCCAAAGAGUGUUCUUCAUUGUGCCGCAGGCAAAGUCAGCCUGGAAUUGGGCAGUAAGAAUGUCAUAGAAACCCAGCGACAGAGAUGCCGGAGAACUGAUGGCAAGAAAUGGCAAUGCAGGAGAGAUGCUAUCCCUCAUCAGAAGUACUGUGAGGCGCACAUGCAUAGAGGGGCAAAGAGGUUCAUGUUAAAUCCACAAUUUGCAAGUGAUCCUCUGGCUACUUCUGCUCGGAUGGCUGGUGUUUCUUGCAACAUAGGCAGCAGUCUUGACAACGGCAUCAACUUAAACACCAUACCAGCCAGUCCUCAACAUGUCAAUAAUUCUACUAGUAGCACAAGUGAUGCCACUACCAUCACCGACGAGAAUAUUAGCUUUUGUCUUAAUCAAUCUCUCCAUAACUGCUGAUUUUUCAGAGUCGCAAGUUAAUGUGGUGAACCGGACAGCUUGAUGUGAGAAACACUAACAAUAGAUUUAAGUGGGAUUAUGGUGGUAGCACACACUUAAUGUAGCUUGUGGUGUUUUCUGAUCCAUGUAUUUUGGUACCCAUAAGUUUUGUUGUGAUUAAAAGAUGUAACAAUAGACCCUACAACUUAUUCUGAUAUUUGUCUUACUAUCUACAA
Molecule: messenger RNA, 2019 nt
Organism: Sesamum indicum (sesame)
Lineage: Eukaryota; Viridiplantae; Streptophyta; Magnoliopsida; Lamiales; Pedaliaceae
Product: growth-regulating factor 9
Biological process (GO): developmental process; DNA-templated transcription; regulation of DNA-templated transcription
Cellular component (GO): nucleus
Molecular function (GO): ATP binding
Source: RefSeq, a predicted model, not a curated record